Cladocopium goreaui is the source of this 847-nucleotide messenger RNA. NCBI's taxonomy places the organism in Eukaryota, Dinophyceae, Suessiales, Symbiodiniaceae. The record is from the annotation of a GenBank genome assembly.
GAUCUUCCAGAUAUUGCAAAGCUUUGCCCUGCAAGUUGAGCAGAAUUUGGACAGCCAAUGCCGAGCUGCAGACAAUAUGAUCGCCUGGGAGCUUGAGUAUCGAUCAACCUUCAUCGACGUGAAGGAGGACAGUCGCGAGGAGAGGGUGCGAUCGAAUAGUUGCCCGGCUCCACGUAGACUUCGCGACACAGUCCAGUUGGCUGCCUAUGAAGUGGAGGAGCAAAUGAAAGGCUAUGUCAACGACUUGAACUUCCGUGGUGAGGAGAUUGGCGAGAUUGGCACCGUGACCGGUGGUGUGGUGGAGCAGCAUGAGGAGGAGGCAGAAGUAGAAGCAAAUGAAGUCGCUUCCACCAAGGACGAAGAUGAAGCUGUUGAUGCUGUUGUGACUGGCGAUGAAGCAGAAGAAGGUGUGGAAAUCGUGGGAAGCAUUGGAAGCUAUGGACACCCGGAAGUUUGCCGCCGCCGUUGCGUGCAUUUUUUAAGGGGCUUUUGCCAGAGUGGCUUGGAUUGCAACUAUUGCCAUCUGCCACACCCAGCACACGAGGCCAAGUUGGACAAGAAGCAGCGCGGUUUGCUUGAUGGCUUGUCAAAGGCCCAACUGUUGGGUACGGCCCUCACUUUCCUCUACCGUCGGGCACAGCAGAAGGAAAUAUUGGAAGCUGCACGACCAAUUUUGGCGAUCUACGAGCAGGAAGCUGUACAUGGUGUGGCUGAGAACCAGCGCAUCAAGAAACUGGACAAAGUCAUGGGCAGGAUGUCUUUUGGUGCCCUGUUGAGCCUUUCAUCCCAUCGACUUGGAGAAGACUUUCACCGCCGUGUCACAGAGGCGGAAGAAACUUUGCGCUUU